AUGGACGAUAAAUUCGAGGCUGUGAAAAGGGAAGACGAUGAUUUACCUGAAUUUACAUUGUCAGAGGUACUCCAAAUGGAGAAAUCAUUCAAGAAAUCGAAAGAUAAGCCAGUCGGUCAGGAGUUAUAUGAGGAGCUUUCUGUUAAGUUCAGGUUUGACGUGGCAUCUUUUCUGAGCUACAAAGUUCUUUACUCGGGGGAAUUGGUUGUGCGAGUGAGAUUUUCGGGUUUCGGAAAAGAUGAAGAUGAAUGGGUGAGCGUGAAGCGAGCCGUACGUGAGCGCUCGAUUCCUUUAGAAAAUUCAGAGUGCCACAAAGUCGAUAUUGGAGACCUUAUGCUUUGCUACAGGGAAGCCGAGCACAAUGCACUAUACUGUGAUGCGCGUGUUGUGGAAAUCGAGAGGAAGCCACAUGGCGGCAAUCAAUGCACGUGCAUCUUUGUUGUUCGAUAUGAAGAUGAUUACAGUGAGGGCAAGCUUUCGCUGGACAAGCUGUGUUGCAGGCCGGCAAAAUCCGUGGCUUCAGAAAUUGAAGACCAAAAGCCGGUCUUAAUAGAGUCUUUAGAAGUUGACCAGAUGUUGCUUUAG
Striga hermonthica is the source of this 585-nucleotide messenger RNA. NCBI's taxonomy places the organism in Eukaryota, Viridiplantae, Streptophyta, Magnoliopsida, Lamiales, Orobanchaceae. The record is from the annotation of a GenBank genome assembly.